CCGAAGAGUAUCGGAUAACGCUGCAACCCUUGUGCUCCUCGGUCGCCCUGUCUUCAUUGCUGCUGCGAGUGCCGCCUCGUUCCUCUGUAUUGACUUUGUUUCAGAAGCUCUCAACUGACUACUCCUAGGGAGGAACUCAUUGAUCAAAAUUGAGAUAGCAUCAUUAUGCUCUAGUGGUAAUUGUUGUGGCUUGCUUUGACAAUGGUGGCUGAUCAGUGGAAGAAACGUCUACGUGCUGCCAGCACUGUUGACUAUUCUCAGGAACCCCAUGGAUUGAAGAAGAAGAAGAAGAAGCAGGGAUUAGCAAGAUAUAGUUUGAAGUUAAGAUCCAAUGUUUCUCUGGUCUGGGAUGACAAAAAAAGGUGUGUUCUUGCCAAGAAGGAGCAAAUUGGCAUUUCAUGGAGAGACUUGACUCCCUUUUUGGAUUCUCUCUCCCACCAUCAUAGUAUACUGGCUGAUGUUUUUACUCUACCUCACGGAAUUUUUGAAUUCGAAAAUUUAAGUGAGGUCCUCUCGCACGAGGUCUGGCAGGCAAACUUGUCAGAAGAUGAGAGAGGAUUUCUUACCCAAUUUUUGCCGGAAGGGUCAGAUCCAGAUGAAAUUGUCUGUAAAUUGCUGGGGCAGGAAAAUUUUCACUUCGGAAAUCCUUUUGUUAAGUGGGGUCAGAUGAUUUGUUCUGGUAGCUUUCACCCUGAUAUUGUUAUGCGUCAGGAACAUCUUCUCAAGGCUAACAAGAAGGCGUAUUACAUGGAAUUACAAAAUUACCAUAAUAAUAUGAUUGAGAAGUUGCAGUUAUGGAAGGAAAAUGUGGAGAGCUGUAAAGACUCUGAGGAAGAAUUGGUGGAGAGAAUAUUGAGAAAGGGCUUCACAGAAGGCACCUAUGGCAGUUCACCUGAUGGAGCUAAGGUGAUUGGAAGGUCUAGGAAAGGAGAAAAGCUAAACAGGCGCAAUAUCCAACACAGCGAUGGCGCCAAAUACAUGUCUUAUAUUAAGGUCAGUCGAGAACACUACCAACGUGUUAAGAACAGCAUGAAGCAUAAUAGUAAUAGCAUUCAGCCCAGGUCUCUGAGCAACGUCUUAGGUGAUAUGGAAAAUCUCCAUGUACAGCCAUUUGAAUUUUAUGAGGAAGAGGAACGUCAGAAGUUACAUGACCACUGGCUGCACCUGGCAAACAGAGAUGUCCCUGCUGGUUUUGCAAACUGGAUACAGAGACGUUCACAGGGAUUGCAAGUGAGAAGAUCAUUAGGUCAAGAAAUGGAACAGAAACUGAAAGUCCAAAUUAAGGGGGAAGAGGAAAAGAUCCCCGAUGGGAUCUUUGCAGAACUAACUGAUACUAAAGAAGAAGAAGAGAGAAGGAGCUCUGAUGGGAUCUUUGCUGAACUAACUGAUAAUAAAGAAGCAGAAGUUGCACUCUCAAUGGAAGUAGAGGUUGAUCAGCAAGAGGGCAACGAAAAAUCUGAUGGGUUGAUUGAGAAGCAGAUGGAAAGCGAGAUAGUAGAUAAUGAGCUUUCUCUACACUCGGAGGUUGAUCAGCAUGAAAGCAACGAAAAAUCUGAUGGGUUGGUCGAUAAGCAAAUGGAAUGCGAGAUAGUAAAUAAUGAGCUUCCUCUACAGCCGGAGGUUGAUCAGCAUGAGAGCAACGAAAAAUCUGAUGGGUUGAUCGAAAAGCAAAUGGAAAGCGAGAUAGUAAAUACUGAGCUUUUUCUACACUCGGAGGUUGAUCAGCAUGAGAGCAACGAAAAAUCUGAUGGGUUGAUCGAAAAGCAAAUGGAAAGCGAGAUAGUAAAUACUGAGCUUUUUCUACACUCGGAGGUUGAUCAGCAUGAGGGCAAAGAAGAAUCUGAUGGAUUGAUCAAGAAGCAAAUGGAAAGAGAAAUAGUAAAUGAUGAGCUUCCUCUACAGCCAGAGGAUCAGGAGGGAGGAGAAUCUGCAAGCUUAUGUGAUAAACAGACUCCUGAUAGCACAGCUAACACUGAUUAUGAUGAUGAAUCUCUCCCUGUCUCACUCAAUCAGCAUCUUGAUCAUGUUUCACUUGUUGAGAGCAAUCAGUUAGACCACUUUAAGCUGGACUCUAACGAGAACCAUAUAAUCCAGCAAGCAGAUGAAGUUUCUCCAACUCUAUCAGAGUAUCCAGAGGAAGGGUUGAAUAAUGUGGAUGGUCCUGUUGAUCAGGGGGAUCCUCUUGCUUCUACCAGUGUUGGUUGGCCAGCAGUUAGCAUAGCUACUUCUUAUGGACGUGCCACUCCCAUAAGUCAUGAAUAUUCUUCUGUUGAGGAGUUGUCACUUGGGCAUCCUCGAGUUACUGAUGAGCCAGCGGCUAGUCUUAUUAAUCUGGGAGCUGUCCCUACAGAAAAGGAUGCUGGGAGGGAUAUGUUGCCCAGAGAACCCAGUGAUGUUUCUCUUUUUGGUUCAUACCCUCAGAACAGGAAUGAAAUAUUUCAACCAUUUUUUAAAGGUCCAGAUAGUUUAUCUUACAAUCAUGAGCAUAGACAGCCUCCACUGGUGUACCAACCAUCAAGCAAUCUGAUCGUGGAGCCAGGUCAAUAUUCUGGUCAUUUAAGGGAGCAGCUUCAUGCGCAGUUACCAUUGGAGCUAAGGCACAAGGGACUGAAUGAUCUCCUCAUGCAUCAGAACUUUCAGGAGAAUCUAUACCCAGAUGGAGGUCGAUACUCUUUCCCUAGGCAUGAGCAGUUGAAUGUUGGCAUGCAAGAUUGGGCUGUCAAUUCUGUUCAUGUAUCAGCACCGUCUCAAACUCAUUUAAGCAGUGGAGACUUGUUAAGUCAGAAUUGGUUCUCUGGAGAUAAUCAUGCCCGUGGGGCCUGGUCUACUUUGGAAGGUAUUGGUGGUCCAUCUCAGAGCAUUGGAAGUGUAAACAACUCAGAUCAGAGCUUGUACAGUGUUUUAUCUGAAUGUAACACACUGCAUCAGAGUGGCUCUUAUGAUCUAUCAGGAUCAAGAGAACGGUUGAUCCCUUCAAGGAACUAUGGUGAGAUGGGUGUGGGAGUUACCACAACGAGCAAUGCCUCGCUGCAACCAGCUAAACCCCUUAGUUACAUGAGUAGCCAGGAAAGUCCUGGAGGCCUUAAACCCAAUGGUCUCGGAUGGGUGAGCAUGUCUACUCAAAGUCCUGGGGUACAGGAUCCGAUGGGUAAACCAUUCUUGAGGUCCUGGAAUCCGUAGGGAUGUUGCGUUGCAAAAUGAUACGUGGCUCCAAGAGUCCGCAGGACAAAAGUUGAUGUAAACUUGUACACCACGAGAUGCAGCCAGAUUUUAUUGCAAUUGUUUUGAGGUGAGGCUGCUGCAAGGCUUUUCUUGAUGAUGUCAAGCCUCAUAGGCAUUUUGUAAAUACAUACAUUAGACAAAUCUAAUGUCUGUGUAUAUACUAGAUAUAGGGAGAUUGGUUUAGUUAUGGAGAUCCAAUGGUUCUUUAACUAGAUACUAGAUAUUUAGAUAAUAUAGUCUUGCUAGUAUUUUUCAUUUUUUUCUUUGUUAGUAAAAUAAAAUCUCCCCUAUUUUGUUCAA
Molecule: messenger RNA, 3522 nt
Organism: Nicotiana tabacum (common tobacco)
Lineage: Eukaryota; Viridiplantae; Streptophyta; Magnoliopsida; Solanales; Solanaceae
Source: RefSeq, a predicted model, not a curated record